Molecule: messenger RNA, 1500 nt
Organism: Purpureocillium lilacinum
Lineage: Eukaryota; Fungi; Ascomycota; Sordariomycetes; Hypocreales; Ophiocordycipitaceae
Biological process (GO): transmembrane transport
Cellular component (GO): plasma membrane
Molecular function (GO): transmembrane transporter activity
Source: RefSeq, a predicted model, not a curated record
AUGUUGUCCGACUUGACAUCAGAGCGGCCGGAGGAGUUCCAGGUCACCUUCGACAGCGAUGAUCCCGAGGAUCCCAAGAACUGGCCGACGUGGUACCGGGUUUGGGUCAUGGUGACGGUCUCGUUUUGCGCGUGGGUCGUCGUCCUCUACAGCACCAGCUACACCAGCGCGGUUCCCGGCCUGCGGGAAGAGUUCCAUGUCUCCAGAGUCGCAGGUACCAUGGGGAUGACCGCCUAUCUUCUCGGCCUCGCGGUGGGCAGCCUCAUCGCUCCGCCCCUGAGCGAGCUCUACGGCCGUCGGGUCGUCUAUCUAGGGUGCCUCUGCUGCUGGGCCGUGUUCGUCAUCCCAGGCGGGCUGGCCCAGUCCCUGGCCUCCAUCAUCGCCGUCCGGCUGAUCAGCGGCCUGUUCGGCGCCGCCCUGGUCUCAAACGGCCCCGGCACAAUCGUGGAUGUGUCAAAGCCCGAGCACCUCGCCAUGGGCAUGUCGCUGUACAGUCUCGGACCCUUCAACGGGCCAGUCCUGGGUCCCUUGAUCGGCGGCUUCGUGUACGAGGGCCUCGGGUGGCGGUGGACUAACUGGAUGGUAUUAGUACUGGGCGGCGUUUCCAUCCUCAUGAUGCUGACCGUCAAAGAGACGUACGCGCCAGAGAUUCUCAGGCGCAAGGCAGCCCGCCUGCGCAAUAAAUCGGGCAACCCGCAGUGGUGGUGUCGCUAUGACCAAAGGUGCUCAUCCAUGCGUCUGAUCCUGGUGAACCUGCGCCGCCCGUGCGUUCUGUUCUUUACGGAGCCGAUUGUCUGGUUCAUCAAUGUCUGGAACGCGCUCAUCUACGGGAUCUUGUACCUCUGCUUCGUCGCUUAUCCCGUCGUCUUUUCGCAUCAUCGAGGCUGGGGCCCCGGGCUCACGGGUAUGUCGUAUCUCGGCAUCGGCGUCGGCAUCGUGCUCGCCAUCGUGGCGGAGCCCCUGAUCCGCCGGCUCAUCAACUCGCGGGGCCGCGACCCCAAGACGGGGAAGCCACCUCCGGAGGCGGCUGCCCUGGUCAUGGCCAUCGGAUCCCUGCUCACGCCAAUCGGCCAGCUGGGGUUCUCCUGGACGUGCCUGCCCAAGACAAUCCACUGGGCGAUCCCAAUAUGUUUCGGAAUCCCCUUUGGCGCGGGCAACACGCUGAGCUUCAUCUACUCGUCCAACUACCUGGCGGGCGCGUACGGCAUCUACGCCGCCAGCGCGCUGGCCAGCAACGCCGUGAUCCGGAGCCUGUUCGGCGCGGGCCUGCCGCUCGCGGGAGCAAAGAUGUACCAGGCCAUGACGCCGCAGCUGGCCGGCACCUUGUGCGGCGUCCUCGAGGUCGCCAUGAUACCGAUCCCGUUUGUGUUCUGGAGGUACGGCCGACGGAUCCGCGACAAGAGCAAGACCAUCCGCCAGCUCCGCGAAGAGAGCGACAGCAACGACAGCAGCGCCAGCGACGAGUCCCGGCCGGAAUCACGCGACGACCGCGAGAAGUGA